AUGAUGCCCCGCUGCGAGAGUUCCAAGCGAAAUGAGCAGAGCUUGAUGGACGCCGUCGACAAGGCGUUCAUGCGCAAGGUGGACGGCAGGCCCUACAGCGUCUACGCCAACAGCGGGCUGAUCCUCGGCAAAGCAGACGCAAUGCUGAGCCUCACCAGCCAAGUGGCCGAGAUCGCGGCCGAGUGCCGCUUCUGGAUUUCCGACCAGAGCUUCGUCAAUUUAGUCCGCUAUUACAUGAUGAAGGAGCGCGGCGAGGACAAGGUCUUGAUGUUCCCAGACAUGGAGAAGACUGCCUCCCUUGGCCAUUACAGCUGGUACUUCUGGACGGAGGACGGCUGGCUUGCCAACAAGGACACGAAGGAGAAGUUGUAUGUGGUCCAUCAGUACGACCGCGCGCCGCAGGCUAAGAUGCUGACGGAGCUGAUCUGGAACAAGACGGCCGAGUGGAUCCGCAAGCACGUCAUGGCCGUCGUGUAUCACAGGUUCACCCGGUACUACAGGUACGCCUCCCGCGAGGCCCAGCGGCUGGAGUCGAUCACGCGCAGCCCCAUCUUCGCGCUCCUGACCGAGUCCCAGGCGGGCGUGGCCACCAUCCGCGGCUACGGCAUCGGCCGUGGGCCUCGGACCCUCGCCGCCGGGGUCGCCACUAUCUUACCGAAGCUCGCGUCUGAGCUCGAUGUUACCAGCAAUGCUUCGGCCGUCGUGCAAGGAAGGGUCCUUCGAGUCGACGUAGUCGGGCAGGGGUUUCAGCUGGUGCACUUCAAUAUCCACAAUCAUGGUCUCAAUGCAAUGCAGAUUGACGAGAUAUGUGCGGAGAUCGACGCUGCGCGGGUACGGGCAGCCGCUGACCCUCUUCACUUCUUGGUGAUCGUGCAGGGCGACCUCAACUUCGGCCCUGAUGAGGCGUUGCUCCUCCAACGGACAUUAGGACUUUUUCUGGAGAUUUCUUCGGAGUCACCGACGCACUACACAAAGGACACCAACUCGGUCAGCUGCCUCGAUCGGUUCUUCUGCUCGGUGCCAGGAUGGAUGAUGUGCCAAAUGUGUGCGGAGUCCUCCACCAUCGGAGAGCCCGAAGAAUUAUCUCGUUCUUUGAUAUCGGACCACGCUGCUCUGCUCACGGUGCUUCGUCAACGUCACGCGCGCCCCAGAUCUGAGCAGCCAGUUCCUCGCCAUAUCUUCGAGAGCCCUCUUUUUCGGCAGCGUAUUGAGGGCAUGUUCAAAGACGGCGCUGGCGCUGAGACGGUGUGCUCGGCGGCAGUCUACCAGGAACACUUCAAGGAUAUGUUGAAAGAGGAUGUGCGCGAGCAGUAUGGAGUCAAGAUCUUCCUCUCGCCCGUCGGCUGGUGGCGACCUCGGCUACCGCAGCUGGCAUGCUCGACAUCGGAGGUUCACAAGUCGUCCUUCGGCAUCCUGAAUCGUUGGUUCUGCGUGCUGUUCGAGACGGCAAUCGGCUUGCUGCUUCUCCUGAGGAAAGGGUUGCUGCCCUCACGGAGUAUUGGCGUCCUGUCUUCUCGCGCUCGGAAGUCGAUCUCGAAGCCGCUCAGACUUAUAUCGAACAGCAGUGUCCCUCACCUGUGCUCCCAGACGUCCCACCACCUUCGAGAGCGACGCUUCGAAAUAUUGUUUCUCGUGCUCGCCACUCUGCCCCUGGGAUCGACGGACUGCCGUGCGCCGCAUGGGCUGCUGCCGAUUGCUGCCUGGAAGUAUUAUGUCUUAUGA
Messenger RNA from Prorocentrum cordatum, 1722 nucleotides. The record is from the annotation of a GenBank genome assembly. Lineage: Eukaryota; Dinophyceae; Prorocentrales; Prorocentraceae.